This is a messenger RNA of Tympanuchus pallidicinctus (lesser prairie-chicken), 2630 nucleotides long. It is a transcript of the gene NDFIP2, whose product is annotated as Nedd4 family interacting protein 2. Gene Ontology annotation, cellular component: endoplasmic reticulum; perinuclear region of cytoplasm; Golgi apparatus. Gene Ontology annotation, biological process: metal ion transport; positive regulation of protein ubiquitination; vacuolar transport. The coding region runs from base 116 to 874 and encodes 252 amino acids. The record is from RefSeq and is a predicted model, not a curated record. NCBI's taxonomy places the organism in Eukaryota, Metazoa, Chordata, Aves, Galliformes, Phasianidae. The transcript has 10 exons. Gene Ontology annotation, molecular function: WW domain binding.
GGUGGGGGAAGGGCGAGCGGUGGAGCUUCGGCGGCAGGGAUGGAGCACCAUCAGCCCGCCAGCCGCUACCAAGUGUGUGUAAAAAUGAGUGAGCAACUAAGUACUAAAGCUUGGGAUGGCCUUUUCCUGUGAAAGGAUUUUUCAGCUUCACAAUGAGGAUGACCCUCCUGAAUCUUCAGUGGCUGAGCAGCCUUCUACUUCUACAGAGACGACACAGACUCCUCAGACAGCAGCCUUAUCUGAAGCAGAUACCUCCCCACCACCUUACUGUAGCAUAGGCGUAGAAGCAGCUGCAACCUCAGAAACACACAAUGAAUUUUAUCCUGUACCACCUCCAUACAGUGUAGCUACCUCUCUUCCUACUUACGAUGAAGCAGAGAAGGCCAAAGCUGCAGCGAUGGCAGCUGCUGCAGCAGAAGUUACCCAACGUCACGCCCAGUUUAGGGAGUCUAGGAGUCUGUUUGAUGAAAUAUUCCACAGUCGUCCCGAGGAAGAAGAGUAUCCACCACGGGAUGAUUUCAGUGAUGCAGAUCAGCUUAGAGUGGGCAAUGAUGGCAUCUUCAUGUUGGCAUUUUUCAUGGCAUUUAUUUUCAACUGGAUUGGAUUUUGUUUAUCCUUCUGUAUAACCAAUACCAUAGCUGGAAGGUAUGGUGCAAUCUGUGGAUUUGGUCUGUCUCUGAUCAAAUGGAUUCUCAUUGUACGGUUUUCAGAUUACUUUACUGGAUAUUUCAAUGGACAGUACUGGCUUUGGUGGAUAUUUCUGGUACUUGGACUCCUCCUGUUCUUUCGAGGCUUUGUCAAUUAUCUUAAAGUCAGAAACAUGUCUGAAAGCAUGGCAGCUGCUCACAGAACAAGAUUCUUUUUCUUGUAUUAAAGACUGCAUCAAACAGACAUUCCUUUCUUGUACCAGUGUGAAAUUUCCAGAUGAUCCCUAAUCCUGCAAGUUAAUAGGAUAGAAGACUACUAAAAACAGAAGACAAAUAAGUGAAGAUACUGCUUCAAAAUAGAAUGACAGGAUGGCUUACGCUCAAGUGCCAGUUGUAGUCAUUCUAAUAAAUAUUUAUAAUUGCUGCCUUUUGUUUCAGCACAUCUGCAUACAUGCUUACUAAAAAAACGGUAGUGCUGAAGUAAGAACAAACCAUCUAUUAGUAUUGAUUAGGUACAGUCAGAUUUGGUUAAUCUGUGCUUGUUUUACCUGACACGUGUAAGUGGUAACUUGUUUCACAAAAUGUCUGUACCACUGACUUGUUGAUCUGAAGUUUGAGUAAAAUGAAAUGCAUUAAAUGAUUUAGAUUAACCAGUUCAGACGAUUUUUUCUAUAAUUUAGAUUCAUCUAAUGAUUAUGUAGAACAACUUUGCUAUUUACUAAAACUCAAAAUUUCCUUGGUGUCACAAACUUGCAUUCAUCAAUAUUUUAUUGAAUUCACACCAGAAUACUGGUUUACUUACGGAUGAUACCCACGUUGAGUCCCCUGUAAAUAAUUCUGCUUAGAUUACUAUUUAAAUUGCUUCUUAGGAACUGUGUCAAAAUAUAUUUUGUAACAGUAUAUUCUCCAAAUUGUUUAAUCUUCAUAAGAGCUAUAUGCAUUUUUUUGUUAAUUUGACUAUUUGGGUAUAAUUACUAUUAGAUGUAAUUUUUGAGGUAAAGGCAUUGAAUUGGUUAUCACAGCUUUCCUCACAUGGAUUUUAGCAGGAAAGGGCUUGAGUCGAAAAGCCCUCAUUCUUAUGUAUGUGAGAAUGAUCCCAUUACUUGAUGGAGCUCAUGUUAGCAGGGAUGGACAGCCUUGCACCUGUAGUCCUGGAUUGUGCAGUUGGAUCCUUGUGUAUGCACCUUUGUUCCUGAAACAGUGUAUUGCAAAUGUAUUCCCUGAUUUAUAACACUGACUCUGUUUAAAAAUUCUUGAGUUUGAUAUAAACUCAACAUCUAUUUAGGAUAUUCUCAAGAAAAAGAGGAAAAAAAUUAUCUGCCAUUUCAUAAGAAUAAACUAAAUGCAAGAUAACUUUGGAAAUAAUCUAUGAAGGAAAAGAAAUCUUACUUUUAAAGCUCUGAAAUUGGAAAAAGUGUGUUGCACUUCUCUCAGUGUUCAUUUAAGUUAUACCAUUACUUUGCUAUUAAAUAUCAUCUCUUUGGGGGUUACUCUAAGUGUUAAUGCACAUUUGAUUUCCUUUAAUGUUUAUCAUUUAUACUUCUACCUAAGAAGGAGAAUGCAUCUCUCAGUCCUUUGUACAACUGGAAUCUCAGUUGCAAAAUACAUUGGUUGUUGGUUGCACCUUUGGGGAAAAAAAUUACAAAUACUUUCCUCCAGUUUUUAUAUUAGGAUUCUGCCUUUUUAUUACUAACAUUAAAAAUGAGAUUUAUGUUUUGAGUUAGUGCUGUAUUCAAUUUUGUAUCUGUAAUGAAUGUUUAAAAUAUGCAUAUGUAAACUGGUUACAUUAUUAGUUUUCUUAAUCUUUCAGAGAUACUGAAAGUGAUUAAAACCUUAGGGGCACCUUCACUUCCCCGCUUUUUAUGGAAAGUAAAAUUAAGUAGAAGUUCCUUCUAAACUUAGCUGUUGGUUUCUCUGUUCUUUUGCAUCCAUUGUCCUUAUGAAAUAAGAAACAGAUAAUAAAACAGUGCUUUGUUUUGCUAA